Molecule: messenger RNA, 228 nt
Organism: Paramecium sonneborni
Lineage: Eukaryota; Ciliophora; Oligohymenophorea; Peniculida; Parameciidae
Source: the annotation of a GenBank genome assembly
AUGGAAUCUGUUGAAGUACAACAUGAUGGUUCCUCACAAUAUAAGAAAGUUAAAUCAAAUUCUAAUGCUCUGAAUUCUCUUAGAGAUGUAUUUAUGAUUUAUAUACAUUCUACUAUCUUGUGGUCAUAAAUCUUGGCAAGAUUAAUUAAAUCUAAAAAUCCUCAAAAUGCCACUACUAAUCCAAGUCUUAUACUUGAAGUGCUAAAUUGCCAGAAUAUUAAGCCUUGA